This is a messenger RNA of Camelus dromedarius (Arabian camel), 702 nucleotides long. Its product is annotated as coiled-coil-helix-coiled-coil-helix domain-containing protein 2-like. Gene Ontology annotation, cellular component: nucleus; mitochondrion. The transcript has a single exon. NCBI's taxonomy places the organism in Eukaryota, Metazoa, Chordata, Mammalia, Artiodactyla, Camelidae. Gene Ontology annotation, biological process: mitochondrion organization; positive regulation of transcription by RNA polymerase II. Gene Ontology annotation, molecular function: sequence-specific DNA binding. The record is from RefSeq and is a predicted model, not a curated record. Bases 299 to 685 code for a protein of 128 amino acids.
UCUUAUUGCUGAGCUUUAUGUUUCGAACAGUGCUCUCUAGUCCCAGUACAGUACCUGAGCACCCUGUGCAGUGAUGGGUACCCUCUGAUUGGUCGCACUCCAAAUUGGCAACCCUUUGUUAAGGGCAGGGCUGGUGCAGUAAAGAUUGAGCAUAGAAAGAAUGACCAAGAGAGGCAGGUAGCAACCGCAUAUUAGAAGGCAAGGAGGGAAGUCGCCAGCGUCCCCUCGGAGUCUUGCUCUUCCAGAGUAUUUGCUGCGCAGUUGCGAUGCCUGUGGAAGCCGAAGCCGCACUUCCUGCAUGGCCCCUCCAGCCAGCGGGGCACCUCAGAUGAGAGCUGCACCCAGGCCAGUGUCAGCACCUCAGCCGCCAGCAGUGGCUCCACCAUCUGCUAUUGGCUCCCCUGCUGCUGCACCCUGGCAGCCAGGUCUGUUGGCCCAGAUGGCAGCCACUGCAGCUGGCGUGGCUGUGGGUUCUGUUGUCUGCCACACGCUAGGUCGUACCAUCACUGGGGGCUUGAGUGGCAAGAGUAAUGCUGAGCCCUCAAGGCCUGACAUCACUUACCAGGAGUCUCAGGGAGCCCAGCCCACACAGCAGGAGCAGUCUGGCCCAUGCUUCUUUGAGGUGAAACAGUUUUUGGAGUGUACUUGUAUUUUAUGGCAUGAAAGUCACCCAGAACCAGGGUGACUUUAAGCUUUGUGUAA